Scleropages formosus (Asian bonytongue) is the source of this 2290-nucleotide messenger RNA. RefSeq names its product protein phosphatase 3, catalytic subunit, beta isozyme (gene ppp3cb). The record is from RefSeq and is a predicted model, not a curated record. Gene Ontology annotation, molecular function: calmodulin-dependent protein phosphatase activity. The transcript is spliced from 14 exons. Lineage: Eukaryota; Metazoa; Chordata; Actinopteri; Osteoglossiformes; Osteoglossidae. Gene Ontology annotation, biological process: calcineurin-mediated signaling. The coding region runs from base 185 to 1750 and encodes 521 amino acids.
CCAGCAUCCACCCUCCCCGGGUAGCAGCAGCACACCUCCCCAGUGCAGGCAGCGGUCCACGGAGGGGCGCAUCGAGUGAUGCUCGAGCGGCCAGUGCUUCACGCAGCAGUGCCCACGACCCGCGAAUAGACAGUGCGCGCCACACGAGGAAUAGACCCCGCACGCGUCUGGACAGCAACUGCCCAUGAAGAUGUCCAGCACUGACAUGGUCUUAAAUGCCACUGACCGGGUGGUCAAAUCCGUUCCCUUCCCCCUGAGCCACCGGCUCACCAUGAAGGAGGUGUUUGACUGCGAGGGGAAGCCCCGCGUGGACCUGCUCAAGGCGCACCUCACCAAGGAGGGCCGCGUGGAGGAGGCCGUGGCGCUGCGCAUCAUCAACGAGGGCGCCUCCAUCCUGCGGCAGGAGAAGACCAUGCUGGACAUCGAGGCGCCCGUCACAGUGUGUGGAGACAUUCACGGCCAGUUCUUCGACCUGAUGAAGCUGUUCGAAGUAGGCGGCUCCCCUGCCACGACACGCUACCUCUUCCUGGGAGACUACGUAGACCGAGGCUACUUCAGCAUUGAGUGUGUUUUGUACCUCUGGUCACUGAAAAUCCUCUACCCAAAGACGCUCUUUCUGCUGCGGGGAAACCACGAAUGUAGACACUUGACAGAAUAUUUCACUUUCAAACAAGAAUGUAAAAUCAAGUAUUCGGAGCAGGUGUACGACUCAUGUAUGGACGCAUUCGACUGCCUUCCUCUCGCCGCACUCAUGAACCAGCAGUUCCUGUGUGUUCAUGGUGGACUCUCUCCAGAAAUACACACGUUAGACGACAUAAAAAAGCUGGACCGGUUCAAGGAGCCUCCGGCAUUCGGACCCAUGUGUGACCUGCUGUGGUCAGACCCCCUUGAGGACUUUGGCAAUGAGAAGACCCAGGAGUACUUCUGCCACAACACAGUCAGAGGCUGUUCUUACUUCUACAGUUACCCGGCUGUGUGCGAAUUCCUACAGAACAACAACCUGUUAUCGGUGAUCCGAGCCCACGAGGCACAAGACGCCGGGUACAGAAUGUACCGGAAGAGUCAGACCACAGGCUUUCCGUCACUAAUUACCAUCUUCUCGGCGCCAAACUACCUUGAUGUUUACAACAACAAAGCUGCUGUACUCAAGUAUGAGAACAACGUCAUGAACAUCCGACAGUUCAACUGCUCCCCGCACCCAUACUGGUUGCCCAACUUCAUGGAUGUGUUCACUUGGUCCCUGCCCUUCGUCGGAGAGAAAGUUACAGAAAUGCUUGUCAACGUGCUGAGCAUUUGCUCUGACGAUGAACUCAUGAAUGAUGGGGAUGAAAUCUUUGAUGCCAGUGCAGCCGCUGCUCGGAAGGAGGUGAUCAGGAACAAAAUCCGCGCCAUCGGGAAGAUGGCCAAGAUGUUCUCAGUCCUUAGGGAGGAGAGCGAGAACGUGCUGACCCUAAAGGGAUUGACACCCACUGGCAUGCUGCCCAGCGGCGUGCUCUCGGGGGGCAAGCAGACUUUGCAGAGCGCUACCAUCGAGGCGAUAGAAGCCAUCGAGACGGUUGAGAACAGAGAAGCGAUCCGCGGGUUCUCUCCACAGCACAAGAUCAGCAGCUUCGAGGAGGCUAAGGGCCUGGACCGCAUCAACGAGCGGAUGCCCCCCCGCCGGGACGCCGUCAACAACGUGGGCCACUCCAUGGGCAAGAUGAACAUGGCGGAGUCCAACGGCACGGACGAUAACAGCAAUAUACAGUGAUUCCCGUGACCCGCCGACUUCCACUGCUACCCUCUGGGGCAGGCCUUUGCAAAGUAUACUUCAGGCCUCUGCUUUUUGGAAAAUAAUAUUAUUAAUAAUAAUGAUAAUAAUAAUAAUAAUAACUAUGAGCAUAAACAAACAUUUAAAAAAAAACUACAAAAACAACAUCCACAUGAAGACGAUUUAAGUUCCGCUUAAAUUUAAAUUAGAGAUGCAUGGGGAAGAGUGAGUGCUCUGCAGACCGGAAAGGCGGUUUUCUUUCGGCCCCGCGAUGCCAGACGGACCCUCCGACAAGGAAGCGCUUCCCGGCUCCGCCGCGGGGGGGGGGGGAGCGGCGACAUGGGCGGGCUCGAGGUAGGUGGGUGGUGGGGCGGAGUUUGCGGGGAUGUGCAGAGGGGGCUGCUGUUGGUGUACAGCACUGGUGUGACUUGCAAGGUCACCCUGGUAAGAAUGCAGACUUAGAGCACAGUCCUGCAGAUCAUAGGUCAGGCAGAUGAGCGGUACAGGGUUUGAGUGUCCUAACCCUCUGUCUUCUUUAUU